AAUAAUUCUAAUAUUCUAUAGAAAUUUCUUGGGAAAACGAAGAAAGAAACGAUUCCCCUGAAUCUUUCGUCUUAUUCUCUCCGUCCGGCCGUCCCAUCCUCGGAUUCUUCCAUUUCGAUCCACUCCAAAGCUUCCUCCUCCUCCUUUUCUUAUUACUCCAGAAAUCCGGACUGUUCCGUUUGUCUAAUAGCGCUCAAUUGUCCAGCCGGCAAGCUGUUUCGACCUUGCGCUCUGGAUUUCCGGAUCACCACCAGCAAUCAUAUAAAUGGAUAAGCAGCAUCCGAAUUCCAGGUGAUCGAUUGAAUUAGGGCGAGCGUGGACGCAGAAAUGGACGCCGGUAACCCCAGAGACGAAGAGUCGCCAUUAGUCGCUGCUGGUCAAAAUUCGCAGGUUGGUAAACCGACGAACCACACCAGAGAUGUCCAUAUUCUGAGCUCCGCGUUCUUGCUCAUUUUUCUCGCUUAUGGAGCUGCUCAGAAUCUCGAGACUACAGUCAAUUCGCAGGGGGAUUUGGGGACGAUUUCGCUGGGGAUACUGUAUGUGUCCUUCACUAUCUUCUCAGUGACGGCAUCGUCGGUGGUUCGAGCUUUGGGUUCCAAGUAUGCGAUUGUUCUUGGGACUACCGGGUAUUGGCUGUUUAUUGCUGCCAACUUGAAGCCCUCAUGGUAUACUAUGGUACCAGCUUCUGUUUACCUGGGCUUUGCUGCUUCAAUCAUAUGGGUUGGGCAGGGUACAUAUCUCACUUCAACAGCACGAAGUCAUGCAAGUGAUCACAAUUUGCACGAACCAACGGUCAUUGGCAGCUUCAAUGGAGAAUUUUGGGGCAUGUUUGCUGCUCACCAGUUUGUAGGAAACCUCAUCUCCCUUGCUCUCCUGACGGAUGGAUCGGAUGGAAGUACAAGCGGCACAACUUUGUUGUUCGUUGUGUUUCUAUGCUUUAUGACCUUAGGCACCAUUCUAAUGUGCUUCAUUAGCAAAAGGGAUGGCAAAAGAGGAGAAGCAGCAGCAGAAUCCCCCAACGGGUUUUGUUCUUCUUUUGUAUCGCUGACCAAGGGUAUCAUCACCCCUUUGCUUGAUAUACGGAUGUGGUUAAUCAUCCCUUUGAUAGCAUAUUCAGGAUUACAGCAGGCAUUCGUAUGGGCUGAAUUUACAAAAGAAAUUGUGAAACCAGCUAUCGGUGUCUCUGGUGUUGGAGGUGCUAUGGCAGUUUAUGGAGCCUUUGAUACCAUUUGUGCACUGACUGCUGGUCGGCUUACAUCGGGUCUUGCAUCAAUAACAUGGAUAGUAUCCUUUGGAUCUAUUCUUCAAGCUCUUGUCUUCCUCUGGAUUUUGCUGGGUUAUAGUUUGACCAGCGGUGUACUCGGCGUGCUGUACCCGCUCCUAAUGGCAGCUAUGCUGGGAAUUGGUGAUGGAGUGUUGAACACUCAGCUGAAUGCUUUGCUAGGCAUAAUUUUCAAGCAAGAUAUGGAAGGAGCAUUUUCUCAACUAAAGCUGUGGCAGAGCGCUUCGAUUGCAGUCGUCUUCUUUCUUAGCCCGUACAUCUCUCUGCAGGCCAUGCUCCUGAUCAUGCUGGUCGCGCUACUCGUAGCAGUGGCUUGUUUCCUGUUUCUGUCUCUCCAGGUAGAGAAAACUUUCUCCAAUCCUCGCGCUUCUUGACCGAGAAGUUGGUCAGUUAUCCUAGAUGUUACACCAAAGAUGGAUUGUUGUUCAUCUCAAAAUUCCUCAUCUGUUGUUGUUACAUGUAGCUUGCUGUAAUAUUUUAUCAUAACACUUGUUUCCACGUCUACACCUCAGCCCUCAGGUGGUUUUGAGUAUCUAUUUGGUCCCUCCAACUUGUAGAUAUGUAUCGCAUUUGGCAUUGAUCCCCCAUUUUAGCCAUUUCAACUUUCAUAGUCGAUGGAUAUGGUCAACUCGAACCAAUCCGUAUUGCAGAGUGGUUCUCCUCUGCCCGUUGAAUAUCUGCUGAACUCCCAACCCACUACAGAAAAAUUCCAAAUAUGAGUUGGGAAGUAGUUGAGGUUAGGUGUCCCUCCUUCCUACC
This is a messenger RNA of Linum tenue, 2041 nucleotides long. The record is from the annotation of a GenBank genome assembly. NCBI's taxonomy places the organism in Eukaryota, Viridiplantae, Streptophyta, Magnoliopsida, Malpighiales, Linaceae.